AUGGCCAACCAAAUCUCUCUUCACUAUUGUUUGUAUCUAGUAAUAAGUUGGAUUGUCAAGUUUCCACAAGAAACUAGCAGCCAGAGCCCUGAGUUAUCCAACGGUGGCCUUACAGGCUUGACAGCAGUGGCUCACUCUGUUUUAAACGCUUCUUUGCUAGUCAAAGAAAACUUUACUCGUCCAAUCACGUUCAAAAUGUGCCUCAAAUUGUUUACUAACCUUUUGCCUGUAACAACAAAUGAAGAAAAAUGGAAGAAUUCAUUAAAGAUUAAUUCCCUCCUAAUGUUGAGUGGUGUGGGACUGGAAACUCUGGAGCUUUUCCCUAAAGACUUAAACCGAGUCCACUUGGCAAAAUUGUUGAAUAAGAUGCCCCUCAACGUCAACUGGGUCAGUGCUCUGGCCUACACGCUUAUAUUGAGUGGCAAAGGGCAACUUAAUCAACUUCCGAAUCAAAUAGCUGUACUGGUAGACCAAUUUAUGUCAACCAAGAAGAAGACUUGGAAAUUGAAUCAACUAAAGUAUGUCAACUUUUCGAAUUCCCUGUCUUGUUCUCUUCCAUAUUGUUUGCUUUCUUUACUUCCAUUGAAGAUCUCAUGUUCAGCAAGAACACAAGCGGAAGCACUCGUCCUAUGGAAGAAAAGCUUGUCUUUUUCGCCACCUUCUCUCAAUUCUUGGUCCCUUUCCAAUCUCAACAACCUCUGCAACUGGACUUCCAUUACCUGCGAUGGCACUGGAACAGUGUCUGGAAUCAGCCUUUCCAAUGCAAACAUCUCUGGUUUCAUUGCUCAAUUCAAUUUCACUCCAUUUGCCAAUCUCAAGCGCUUUGACCUCUCGAAUAACGGUAUGGGAGGGCAAAUACUGUCUGAAAUUGGUUCUCUGUCCAAACUCCUUGUCUUGGACUUGAGCAACAAUUCUUUUGGAGGAACCAUACCAUCGGAGAUAGGUCGUCUAACGGAGCUUCAAUAUCUGAGUCCGUUCAACAACAAUCUCAAUGGUACCAUUCCUCCUCAAGUUAGCAAUCUCCAAGAAGCAAGGUACCACGACCUUGGAUUCAACUACUUUGUUUCUUCUGACUGGUCCGAUUUCUUGGCCAUGCCUUUGUUGACACACCUCAGCUUAGCUUACAAUGAACUUGAAUUGGAAUUCCCUCAAUUUAAACUCAACUGCCAUAAUCUUACUUCCCUGGAUUUGUCACUGAAUAGGUUGAUUGGUCCAAUACCUGAAUCAUUGUACACCAAUUUGAGCAGGCUUGAGUAUCUCAAUCUCACUAGUAAUUCCUUUGAAGGACCAUUAUCAUCAAACAUUCCCAAGCUGUCCAAACUCAUAGGUCUUCGACUAGGAACCAAUCUGUUAAAUGGUUCAAUUCCUGAUAGUAUAGGAACCAUGUUUGAUCUUGAAACUAUUGAAAUGUUUGAAAAUUUGUUUGAAGGGAAGAUUCCAUCUUCUUUAGGGAAACUAAGAAAGCUCAGGAAAUUUGAUCUCCACUCAAAUGGCUUAAAUUCUGCUAUCCCAUCCGAGCUUGGUUCCUGUACUAACCUCACCUUUUUGGCCUUAUCUGGGAAUCAACUGAAUGGAAAGUUGCCUAUGUCAUUGUCGCAACUCACAAAAAUAACUGAAUUGAGUUUUUCUGAAAAUUCUCUCGUGGGCGAGAUCCCACCAUCUCUCAUUUCUAAUUGGACCAACUUGAUCCAUUUGCAACUUCAAAACAAUUUAUUCACGGGGUCUAUACCACAAGAAAUAGGCCUAUUGUCAAAGCUCCUCAUCCUCUUUCUCUAUAAAAAUAAACUCUCCGGCUCAAUUCCUUCAGAGAUUGGAAACUUGAAUUCCAUGACAAUUUUGGACCUUUCUGAAAAUCAGCUUACGGGUCCAAUUCCUCCAACUAUAUGGAGUCUUUCAAACCUUGAAGGUUUACAGCUUUUCGAUAAUUAUCUUAACGGCACAAUUCCACCAGAGGUUGGAAAUAUGACAUCCUUGCAGUCUCUUGAUGUCAACACAAACCUCUUGCAUGGGGAAUUACCGGACACAAUUUCUAACCUCACCAACCUAUUAGCAUUCUCCUUGUUCACCAAUAAUUUCUCGGGUAGCAUUCCUCGGGAUUUUGGGAAGAAUAGUCCUCAGUUGUAUUAUGUGUGCUUUUCCACUAACAGCUUCUCUGGAGAAUUGCCGCCUGAAUUGUGCAGUGGUUUUGCUCUUAUGGUUUUCACAGUAAAUGGAAACAACUUCACAGGGUCAUUGCCAGCUUGCUUGAGGAACUGUACAGGGCUACGAAGAGUCCGGUUUGAUGGGAAUUUGUUUACGGGUAACAUCCUGAAUGCGUUUGCAAUUAAUGCUAAUCUAUACUUUGUUGAUCUGAGUGACAAUCUAUUUACUGGGCAAAUUCCUGCUAUCUGGGUAUUUUAAGCGCGCUCGACGACACUCAAUUUGAAGCGGAAUUAUCUUACAGGUGACAUCCCUAAGAGUGUGGGCAAUUUACUAAAUUUAUACCGCCUCGAUUUGUCAGAGAACAAAUUGAUAGGAACAAUACCGAAAGUGCUUGGUAAUUUAACAACGCUGAUCGUACUCGAUUUGAGGCGGAAUUAUCUCACAGUGACAUCCUCAGAGUGUGGGCAAUUUACUGAAUUACAGUACCUCGAUUUGUCAGAGAACCAAAUGUGAUAGGAACAAUACCGCAAGAAGCUUGGCAAUUGUGGCAACUUAAUGGGCAUGAAUUUGAGCCACAACAAAUUAUCUGGCGAAAUACCAUCUGAGUUGGGUAGUUUAUUUCUUAUGUUUUUGUUUUUGGAUCUUAGCUGCAAUUCACUAUCAGGAGAUAUACCUCGAGACCUAAAUAGGCUUAUGUUAUUGGAGAAUCUCAACGUUUCACAUAACCAUCUUUCAGGUGGAUUCCCUACUUCAUUUUCCAAGAUGAUUAAUCUUCGUUCUUUCGAUUUCUCCUACAAUGACUUGGCUGGCCCCGUUCCAAGUGAUGGUGUGUUCGUAAAUGCUUCAGGAAGAGCUUUUGUGGGAAACUCAGAUUUGUGUGGAGAUUUUGAAGAACUAACUCGUUGCAAAACAACUCCCAGUGGGUCCAGAAAUUACAACAGUAGGGCUCUUAUUGGCAUCAGUGUUUCUGUCGCAGGCCUAUUGUUUGUGGCACUAAGCGUCGUUGGAGUUCUCAUAUGUUAUCAGCGAAGCCGAUUGCUCAACGAGGAAACUGCAGCUCGUAGGAGGUGUGUCAGUUCUGUUUCAAUUGUAUGGGAAAGAAAUGUAACAUUUACGUUCAAUGAUGUUGUAAAAGCAACAGAGAACUUCGAUGACAAGCACUGCAUCGGAAAAGGAGGCUCUGGAUAUGUUUAUAAAGCAUUGUUGCCCACAGGUCAGGUAGUUGCGGUUAAAAAACUCAACAUGUCAGACUCCGAGGACAUUCAAGUCAUCAAUCAGAUUUUUGAGAACGAGAUUCGCAUGAUGAUAAAAGUUAGGCAUCGAAGCAUCGUCAAGUUAUACGGGUUCUAUUCUAGUAAGGAGCUUAUGUACCUGGUCUACGAAUAUGUGGAGAAGGGUAGUUUGAGAAGCGUGUUAUACGAGGGUGAGGAGGCAGUGGGCUGGCCUAAAAGGUUGAAAAUUGUGCAGGGACUGGCUCAUGCAAUUGCUUACUUGCACCAUGACUGUUCUACACCAAUUAUACACCGUGACAUAUCUUUGAAUAACAUUUUGCUCAAGUCAGAUUUUGAGCCAAAACUCUCAGAUUUUGGCGUUGCCAGGUUGUUGAACCCAAAUUCAUCCAACUGGACCUCAGUUGUUGGGUCUUAUGGCUACAUUGCGCCAGAGCUUGCACUCUCAAUGCGAAUCACAGAAAAAUGUGACAUUUACAGCUUUGGCGUGGUAGCAUUAGAGCUUAUGCUGGGAAAGCACCCAGGGGAGCUUUUGAGUUCAUUGUCAACACCGUUGUCACCAAACAACAAAAAGUUGUUUCUAAUGGAUGUGCUAGAUCAACGACUUCCACCUCCGACAGGACAAAUUGCAAUGGAUGUUGUUUUUGUAGUGGCUGUGGGCUUAGCUUGUGCUCGUGUCACACCAGAGUCACGACCUCCCAUGCAUUUUGUGGCGCAAGAAAUGUCGGCAGGAACCCAGGCUUGCCUGGAUGAACAAUUGGAAACGAUAACCAUUAGCAUGCUGGCUGGCCUAAAGAGUAUAAAGGUACGGAACAAACCAGCAAGUUUCAAUUUGGAGGAGGCAGGGUGCCAAUCGAUUCCAGGUGCCAUGGGGAGUUAGGAGGCUUCUAUUAUAUAUGCCACUUAAGAAGUUGCACUAGUGUGUUUAUUUGUGUGUUUUAGAGGGUUGGUGGCCAGUAAAUGAGAAUGUUAGGAUUUGGAUUGAGCUCCAAAAGUCAUAUAGCUGGAAGAG
Durio zibethinus is the source of this 4383-nucleotide messenger RNA. Lineage: Eukaryota; Viridiplantae; Streptophyta; Magnoliopsida; Malvales; Malvaceae. The record is from RefSeq and is a predicted model, not a curated record.